CCUACAGCCUGCCUGGCUUCCAAUUCCCUAAGGAUGGACUCUUCUGUUCCUGCUGCUGCCCCUGUCCCAGCCCUGGCCCUGGCCCUAGCUCCAGCCCUCCCGCAGGCCCCCGAGGCACUCCCUGGCCUAUUAAGUCCAUCACCACUUGCUUCCAGACAGCAUGUAGGUGGCAGUGAAAGAGGAGCUUGCCUUUGGAGGCCCUGGCUGUCCUCUACAAAUGACCCACCAACGGAGGUGAGGAAACUUAUAGACUCAGCUACUGGUGGGGCAACAGGUGCCAAAGUCACCAAGGCUAACUCCGAGUUCCAUCACCCUGUCAGGUUCUUCUGGCCUAAAUCCCACUCUUUUGACUACCUGUACAGUGAUGGGGAGAUUCUGCUGCAGAACUUCCCUGUCCAGGCCACCAUCAAUCUAUAUGAGGACUCAAACAGUGAAGAGGAGGAGGAAGAGGAAGAGGAAGAGGAAGAGGAAGAGGAAGAGGAGGAGGAGGAGGAAGAGGAGGAGGAAAAGGACAAAGAAGAGGAGAAAAAAGAGAAGGCAGAUGAAAAGGGGCUGGAAGAGUGUGUGAGGGCACCACACAUAGCCACAGCUCAUCCUCCUUUCCCACUCUUGAUGUGCCCAAACUGA
Messenger RNA from Panthera uncia (snow leopard), 627 nucleotides. It is a transcript of the gene RIPPLY1, whose product is annotated as ripply transcriptional repressor 1. Gene Ontology annotation, cellular component: nucleus. Gene Ontology annotation, biological process: negative regulation of transcription by RNA polymerase II; embryonic pattern specification. NCBI's taxonomy places the organism in Eukaryota, Metazoa, Chordata, Mammalia, Carnivora, Felidae. The transcript has 4 exons. The coding region runs from base 34 to 627 and encodes 197 amino acids. The record is from RefSeq and is a predicted model, not a curated record.